GACGGGAUUGGGACCGAAUCUGUCUUUAUUAAUGAAAUCUCGCCGCAGACUGCAGCAUUACCAGAGCAGCACUCGGCAGGGGACUCCGAUGUGGCCUUCGAAUGUCAACCCCCCUGCCACCAACUGUCAGUAGAGUCCAGAUUUGGAGAAUGGACGAUGUUUUCGCAGCUGUGCCGAGCUAGACCAAGGGCACUUUGGGAAAAAAUAGCAACACGACAAACUGCCACAGACGUGAGAAAUUUGGAAGGUGACGUCCGUCAGCAGGCCGAUUUCGGUUCUGACGACCACCGCUGUCAACUGGAACAUUGCACUUUCUGCGAUUAUAGGAUCUGCUGCCAGGUGACAUCCGCUUACAACAAAGAAAAUUCAGAUCUACAGUCAGAUCCUUGCCUUAAAGCAACCGAGAAUCCAGCUUACGGAUUAUCAGCAAAAAACUGGUUGGAAAUAAGCGAUGACAACGAUGGAGAAUCUGCAUCCUCAGUUGUGAAUGAAAACAUGGAGACCUCUUUAAGUGACACCCAGCAAAACAAAGAAUUAAAUCUAGCCAAUGUCCGUAUGAUCUCCAACCUUAAAUGUGCUAGUCAACCUGAUCGAGACUGUGAUGGUACCACUAUACCAAUGAAAAUGAAUCUCUCUACCCAAAGCCACAAUCAGUCAAAUCCAGAGACAAGGAGUCAACGCCUCGAAGCUAUCAAUGAGAGGCCGAAACUUGACAAAACCACCGAUCAGAAACACGGCGGCCUCACCUGGUCAGUGUUGAAACACCGACAGAUCAUCGGUGAUGCUUCCGAAAACUGUGAUAAAUCUAAUUCUUGUGUGAUAGAACAUUCUAUAAGUGAUAUAAUAUUAAGUGAAAAGGGAGGGAUCGACAUUAAGUCAAAAAGACAUGCAAAAGAUAGGUCUUUUCCUCUGUCUCUCAUGAAGCCCAUAGCAAAAAUUGGUGAAAAGAAGUUAGAUAUUCCCUCUCAGCAGUCAAGCCACGCCUUCAAGUCUGAUCUUACCAGGCAGAGACCAGUUCAGAAAACAUCUUGUUCUAAAUUCGCUCCGGCUCCGAGUCGGAACAAAGGUGAUGAGACGCACAGGAAAUCUUCUAGUGAUAUUUUGGGAGAUGUCAAAAAUCCUUUGUCAACCAUCACCCAGAUUAAGACAGAAGAAAGCAUCCAGGAAUGGUUAGCCAGAAUCAGCGAUUCUUCCAAUGGGCUCUGUGAAGAUGACAUUCAUGAAAGCAGCAAGCAGUCCACCAUUCGAUCUGCUUGGGACAUUCAUGAUUCUAAAGAAAAGGAGACGUUAAAGAAUAAACUGAAGAAUGAAACAGCUCAGGUCAUCAACAAGGGACUUCAAGAAGCGCUGGAAAUGUCUCACAAUAGCAAAAACUACAAUAGCAGCGAAUCUAAAUCUCACUAUGAUGGAGAUUAUUCAUCCCCGGAUGACGACAGCGCAGACACAGUCAGUUUGUUGUACAGUGCUUCGAAAGCCUCGCCAGCCAAUAUACCCAUGGUGGUUAUGCAGUGCUCCAGAUUACAUUCUCACAUUGGCAGUAAGCCACCGUUCCAGCAGACUUCCCUACCGAUGGGGACUCUCGUAACAGCGCUGUACCAGGAGUCGGAUUGGCUUUACGUACAAACACCUCAUGGAGUCGAAGGCUUCGUAAUAGCCACCAACUGCGUACCGAUCGGCACCACCAACGAUCCGGGCCAGACUUCGAGGAGACCUUGGGAGCCCUGCGACUUCCCAAUUGAGAUAAACGUGCGCAAGAAAUACGAAUUCGGAAGACAACAAGGAGCUUAUAUUCCAGCUAAACUGCCCACCAAUAACAAGCAAGCAGCACCUUAUGUGAACACAGUAAAAAUGAAGACUAAUUUCUACAGUGACCGGUACUUCAGCCACACCUUCAAAUCGAAAGAUUCCAUAAAAACUGCUAAAACUGUGACGGACAUCCUACGAAAUUCUCCUGAGACUAAAGUGUCCAACCAGUGACGGCUAUGAAUUUAAUGAUUCUAAGUCAAUGUUUCAAUGUCCAUUAAAACACUCCUCACUUGAAAGCAGGUUUAAAAUUUUAAUUUUGAGUAAUUAAUUGCAUUAUAACUAAUAAUUAUUACAUUUUAUGAAUCAAAUUACAUCGAACAGUGUUUGUCGUGCCUCAUUUUAUUAUCAAUUCAAUUAAUGAAUUCCCGAUUUAAAAUUUUAAUACUAUUCCUGUAAGCAAUAUUUCAUAGAACAAAUGCUUGUUUGUGCAUAAAAUGAGAUACACAAAAGAAUAUGGUUUACAUUAUCCAAUUGUGUAAGCUUUGAAGGUUAUUUAUUACGUUAAGAGUUAGCAGUAAAAUUCUCUUAAGGUUUCGCUGAUGGCCUCAAACCAGUAAAAAUCUAUCAAAUGCUGACUGGAAUUAUAUACCCACCUUUUACUCGUGUAGUCGAAACAGAUCUACAUUGUUUAUUCUGCAUUGUUGUACGAAGUUUCAGGAUCUUCUUCAGAAACAUAUUCACAGCAGAAUAUUUUUCAAUAAGAAAUUUCAUAUAUAUUAAUGUAUAUUUUAAGUAGGUUUUCCAACUGAUUUCUGGAGUAAUCAAAUACCAAGAAAUUUUGAUAAUUAUCAAUCAAUGACUGCCGUUUUUUACAUUUCGAGCUAUUUUUUUGUGUGUCUAUUUUGGAAUUGUUUCAUAUGCUCUCUGUAUGAAG
Argiope bruennichi is the source of this 2680-nucleotide messenger RNA. RefSeq lists its product as uncharacterized. Bases 157 to 1977 code for a protein of 606 amino acids. NCBI's taxonomy places the organism in Eukaryota, Metazoa, Arthropoda, Arachnida, Araneae, Araneidae. The record is from RefSeq and is a predicted model, not a curated record. The transcript is spliced from 4 exons.